AUGCUGGCGAAUAAUACACAGCAGAAACAGAUUAUUCUUCCUGUAUAUCCAGUGAUUAUAUCGGGACAAAAAAUUAAUACGUCUGGAGCUGGUCAGACUGUCAUAGGAACAAUAGAGCAACCUCAAAAAUGUCAUUUGUGCCAAAAGGAUUUUCCAUCAAUGCUCGCAUUCCAAAAUCAUGUAAAGGAACAGCAUUUAGACGGAAAAAUGUAUAGAAAUAUAAUUGCGGUAUCGACUGCCAGUAUAAAUCCCGUAACUACAAUGAUUCCAGCACAAAUGGCAACUGUGCAACAUCAUUAUCAAAUAGCAGCAAAUAAUGCUGUAAAACUCGAAAAGGACUUCCAAAAUAAUAAAAGCCAAACAAUAUUACACACAUCUGAUGUGUUAAAGCAAGCAUAUCCGAGUGACUUCACCACAGUCAAUGUGACACCUGUUAUACAGCACAUUCAAAUUCAACAGCAACAGUCACAUCAUCACAGAGAUAAGGAAAAAUCAAAUAUUCUUCAAAUUGUAAAACAAAAUCCUGUCGAAUAUCAUAUUCAACAGCAAGAGCAUGCAGCUAUGGUUGUGGCACAAAUGAAUCAAAAGUCUGGAAUUUCGAGUCCAUUUUUAAGUAGCACAAUAAAAUAUGAACUUCAUGGACAGCCGGUUCAGCUUGUAACAGAAGUAUAUCCACAAAUGAUAACCGAGACAGCAAAAUCAGAUGACAUGAAUUCACAGUCGUCAGUGUCCUCCCCAGCAUCCUCAAUUAAUGUCCAAAAUUCUACAUCUGGACCAGUUCUAAGUAAUGGCGAAACGAUGGAGAAGCAGCACAAAUGCCUAAUAUGUGAUAAAUUCUUUACGACUAUUGCAAAUUUAAAUCUACAUCUUAGAAGUCAUUCUGGUGAUAAGCCCUACAAAUGUACAAUUUGUGGUAAAGGCUUCAUUCAGAGCAACAAUUUAUCAACUCACAUGAAAAUUCAUACUGGCGAAAAGCCCCAUGAAUGCUCGAUUUGUGGCAAGCGAUUUUCGCAAUCAAAUAAUCUUAAAACACAUUACCGAACUCAUACUGGCGAACGUCCCUAUUCCUGCAGUCUCUGCGACAAGUCAUUUAAUCAAAAGAACAAUUUAACGACUCAUCUGCGAACCCAUUCAGACUACCAUCCAUCAAGCUGCAGUAUGUGCAAGCAAACAUUUUCAUCAUUCAAUGAGCUAUUUAAUCACAUGAGACAGCAUACUGAGGAGAAGAAACCACACAUUUGUACUAUACCAGGAUGCAAUAAAGUAUUCAAUAGCCAAAAUGAUCUCACAGAACAUACAAAGCAGCACACAAAUCCUAAGCCAUACAAAUGUGAUAUAUGUCAGAAACAAUUUACACAAUCGAACAAUUUAAAGACUCAUAUCAAAACCCACAUAUAUCAGGAUCCAUUUAAAUGCACGAUGUGCACUAGAUCAUUUCAGGAUCAAGAAGAAUUUACAAUGCACGUACGUGUGCACACUGUAGACAAACCUUACGAGUGUACAUACUGCAAAAAGAAGUUCAUUCAAAGUAAUAAUUUGAAGACGCAUUUACGAACACAUACAGGUGAGAAGCCGUACCGUUGUGCUGUAUGUGGAAAGUCUUUUAAUCAAAAGAAUAAUUUAAAUACGCAUAAUCGUGUACAUACUGGCGAAAGACCAUUCGAAUGUCAUCUUUGUGAUAGGCGCUUUAAUCAAAGCAAUAAUUUAAAUAAACAUUUAAAAACGCAUGGCCAAGAGAAGGAAAUACCGAAAAGUAUGGAGAGUGAGAUGGAGAAGUUGAUGAACACAGUGAUUAUGACACAACAAGACUAA
Messenger RNA from Chironomus riparius, 1812 nucleotides. The record is from the annotation of a GenBank genome assembly. Lineage: Eukaryota; Metazoa; Arthropoda; Insecta; Diptera; Chironomidae.